AUGGAGUCAAUUCGCCAACACCGCAAGAUCCGUAGAAAGAUCGAGCAACAAUUUGUUACAAAGCAUGAGAAGCCCGAGAAUGUCUGGACCCACGAGGGCCGCUACAUUUACCGUGAAGGAGAGAUCCUCACGGAAGCUCGCGAGCCGAGUGACGACCCUAGUGCCGCACGAAGGAGAGAACAUGGCCAUCGUACUUUCAUCACUGGGCCAUCCCUUCAACCUCGUCACACGGUCCGAUCGCAUAUCGAGCGGGAAGGAGAUGUCGAGGGUGCGGAGUACGAUCCAGAAAUCACAAACGAUCCGCAUACCAUCAACUCACAAGAGACGCUGGGAAACACGGCUGAUAUCAUGUUGACUGGCGUCGAAAGACCCCGGCCGGGCUAUUCGACGGAUAGUGAAACCGAUGUUGAGUCAGUGAAGAAGAACAAACUCAUCAUCGUCACAUUUGAAGGCGACUACGAUACGAUGGAUCCUCACAACUGGCCACUCAAACGCCGAGUGUGGACGACUAUUCUCACCUCGAUGACUGGAUUUGUAAUCUUCUGGUCAUCUACGAUUGAUUCUACUGCUCUGACCUCGACCAAGAAAUUGUACCAUACUAACUUUGAGGUCGAGACUUUGCCGACUGCUAUGUACUUGAUUGGUGCUGGAGUAGGCGCAUUGAUAACGGGACCUAUAUCAGAGGUCGUUGGACGUACUCCCGUGUACAUACCCACCAUGAUCGGUUUCAUGUUGUUUGACAUGGGCGCAGGGCUUUCCCAAACAGUGGUACAGCGAAUUGUUUGCCGUGGUCUAGCUGGACUCUUCGGAUCUGCCCCGGCAGUUCUAGCAGCAGCAUCCGUCGUGGACGUCUGGUCACGCAUCGAACGAGUCUAUAUCUUCACAAUUUUCUCGAUAAUCAUAUUCACUGGUCCAUUGGUGGGCCCAGUACCAGGAUCAUUCGCCGUCCAUGCUAAAUCGGCAGGCUGGCGCUGGGUGGACUGGAUGACCAUCAUUCUCGCAGGACUUAUUCUGAUCCCAGUUGUGCUGUUCCUGCCCGAGACAUACAGUCCGAUUCUACUGUACUGGAAAGCGAAAGAGCUCCGCCGCCUGACAGGUGACGACCGGUACCGGUCUCCGCUGGAGUUCAGAAAAGCCACGUUCGCCCGCCGCAUGCGUAUCUCGCUAUACCGACCACUUGUGCUUUUUGUGACGGAACCAAUCAUCAUGAUUCACUCGCUCGCUCUCUGCCUCCUUUUCUUGAUCCUGUACACCUUCAUUGCGGGCUACGUCUCCAUCUAUCAGAAGGCAAACAACUUCAGUCCGACCUCGACUGCCCUCGCCUUCCUGGCCAUUGAGGUCGGAGUCAUUCUUUCGGGACUGACACUCCCAAUUUCAAUGUGGCUCCUCCGUAGGGAGAUCUACCUUAGCCGUGCGAGGGGCCAGCAGCGCCCAGACCCUGAGAUCAGUUUAUACAUGGCUAUGUUCGGUGCGCCUUUUAUCCCCAUCUCGCUCUUCUGGAUGGCCUGGACGGCCAGACUUUCAAUUUCGUUCUGGAGCCCGCUUAUCGCGUCGGUAUUCUACGGCUUUGGGACGUUAUGUGUUUUCGUCUCGGCCUACCAGUACGUCGCCGAUGUGUUUGAGCAACAUGCGGCAAGCGCGCUUUCCUGUCUUCAGAUGACGCGACUUGUUGCUGCCGGCAUUAUGGCUAUCAUUGCGGAAAUCAUGUAUAACAACCUUGGCGUUGCAUGGACAUUGACUCUGUUGGGUUGUCUUUCGUUGUUGUUUUUGCCUAUCCCUUAUUUGCUCUACUGGAAGGGUAAUCAAGUACGUUCCUGGAGUCGGUAUGCACGCAGGAAUGAGCAGGGCUAA
This is a messenger RNA of Penicillium coprophilum, 1851 nucleotides long. RefSeq names its product Major facilitator superfamily domain general substrate transporter. Lineage: Eukaryota; Fungi; Ascomycota; Eurotiomycetes; Eurotiales; Aspergillaceae. Bases 1 to 1851 code for a protein of 616 amino acids. Gene Ontology annotation, molecular function: transmembrane transporter activity. The transcript is spliced from 2 exons. The record is from RefSeq and is a predicted model, not a curated record. Gene Ontology annotation, biological process: transmembrane transport.